AUGGCGCCAGGUGAGAACGGCGAGCUUUGCUGGUCCCAGGAUGAGGGAGAUACUAACGCUUUGCAGAUUGUCAUUGUGGGAGGCGGCUUGGGGGGCCUUGGGGCCGCGAUUGGCGCCUUGCUCGCCGGCCACGAGGUCGUGGUGCUUGAGGCAGCCACAAAGAUUGGUGAGAUCGGCGCCGGCAUCCAGGUUCUUCCCAACUCGGCACGCGUCCUUUUUUCCUGGGGCCUGCAUGACGUCCUGGAGCCCUAUGCGACGACGCCGAAAUACUGCCACUUUGUCGGCUGGCGCGGCAAUAGGCUCGGGGCCAUGAAUUACCACGAAUACGGCCGGGCUGCCAGAGGGGUCUUCUGGGACCUUCAUCGCGCGGACUUGCACCGGUGCCUGCUCAACAGAGUCAUUGACCUUGGCGGGCAUGUGAUGACUUCGGCUCGCGCGACUGGUCUGUCAGUCAACGAGGAAGACGGGGACGCUAGCACGAGCACAACGACCGUCACUCUUGCAGACGGUCGCCAAAUCACGGGCGACCUCGUUGUAGGCGCCGACGGCAUCAAGUCCAAUAUUGACGAGCUGCUGGUGGGCCGGACCCACCCCCCGACCCUGACGGGAGAUAUUGCCUACCGGCUGCUGCUCGACACGCGCAAGCCGGACAUCAUGGAUGACCCGGAGCUGCGCAACAUGGUCGAAGAGCCACAGGUGACAUACUGGGUCGGGCCGGACAAGCACGCCGUCACCUACGUGCUGCGCGGCGGGCACCAGCUCAACAUGGUCCUCCUCGUGCCCGAUGACAUGCCACUGCCUGCUGCCCAGGGCCAGGACUCUACUAGCAGUGAAGACACCCUGGCCACCGGCGCGGGUACAGCCGAUGAGAUGCGGGCUCUCUUUGACGGCUGGGACCCCCGCAUCUCGCGCUUGCUGGCGACCUGCGACGCAGAUUCGGUCCUUAAGUGGCGGCUCGCGAUCCGGCCAGACUCGAACCCGUCGCGGUCCUGGUCGCACCCAUCGGGCAGCGCGACACUGUUGGGUGAUGCGGUCCACGCGACGCUGCCGUACCUGGCGAGCGGCGCCGCCAUGGCCCUCGAAGACGGCGGCGUACUGGGCCUGUGCCUCGCGCGCAUCUGCGACAAGAGCCGGGCUUCCAAGCGGGCUGCCCUGGCUGUGUACGAGGCCCGCCGCCGCCAGCGCACGCAGAACGUCCCGGAGCGCGGCUCGCACAACCAGCACGUGUUUCACCUGCAUGACGGGCCCGAGCAGCGCUGGGACGCACAGUGGUUCGCAGAGGGCAAGAGUGCUCGGACCGACGGGCCCACGCUACCAAAGUCCGCAGAGACUGGCAAGGACCCGCUGCCUUGGAGGUAUCACGGCAUUGGCCGGUGGCUAUUGACGUAUGACAUGUUUGACGAUGUCGAGGUUGGCUUUGAUCGGUAUCAUGCCACGGCGACGCCGGCUCCAACACCCCGGAUUUGA
Microdochium trichocladiopsis is the source of this 1467-nucleotide messenger RNA. Its product is annotated as FAD-binding domain-containing protein. The transcript is spliced from 3 exons. Gene Ontology annotation, biological process: secondary metabolite biosynthetic process. The record is from RefSeq and is a predicted model, not a curated record. NCBI's taxonomy places the organism in Eukaryota, Fungi, Ascomycota, Sordariomycetes, Xylariales, Microdochiaceae. Gene Ontology annotation, molecular function: FAD binding; monooxygenase activity. The coding region runs from base 1 to 1467 and encodes 488 amino acids.